Tetrahymena thermophila SB210 is the source of this 1263-nucleotide messenger RNA. Its product is annotated as transmembrane protein, putative. The record is from RefSeq and is a predicted model, not a curated record. The transcript has 5 exons. NCBI's taxonomy places the organism in Eukaryota, Ciliophora, Oligohymenophorea, Hymenostomatida, Tetrahymenidae.
AUGACUCUUGAUUUGGAUAAAAUAUUUAUAAAAUAAUCAACUAUUACUGAUAACAUGAACUACAAUAAUAAUUAUGGAAAUAUAAUGAUUAAUAAUUCUGAUUUAGUUGAGAUAAAUAAUAGCUAUUUUAAUAAUAAUAUUGGUAUUGAGGGUUCAUGCCUUUAACUUAUAAAUAACUAAAAUUUAAUAAUAUAUCAAUCAAAUUUUUCUAAAAAUGUAGCUUAAGCUAGUGGUGGAUCUCUUUAUUUAUUAGAUAUUAACAAUAUUACGAUUGAUCAAAAUACAAAAUUUAAAAAUAAUGUAGCUUAAAUAGGUGGAGCUAUGAGAAUUUUGUAUAGCUAGCAAAAGUAUCAUAUAUACCUAUAUAGUUUUAAUACGAUUUAGGCAUAAUUUGAUAGUAAUUUAGGAUAAAUUUAUGGAAAUGAUAUUGGAACUUAUCCUUAUUAUUAUUUAAUUUUUUAAGAAAACGAUUUUAAUAAGAAAUCACUAAUUUAUAAAGGGUAAUUAUUUAAUUAGGAAUAGGAAAAUCUUAUUCUUGAAAAUAUAUAGAGCGGAGGAGAAUUAUAGAAAUAUAGUUUUGAAAUAUUAUCAAAUUCUACGAAUGAUAUCAUAGAAAUAAAAGGAGAUAUAAACUGUGUAUAGUGUAGUAAUUAAACAUACUCUCUUUUAGAUCCGAUAGAUGCAACAAAUAUUACUCUUUAUGAUAAAUUAUAGUAAAAUAUAAGCAAUUAUAUAUGUAAAAAGUGCCCUGAAGGUUCUGUAAGCUGCUAUUCAGAUAUAAUAAUCCUAUAGUAAGGAUAUUGGAGGGAAAACAAUCAAACGGAUGCAAUAUUUUAAUGUAAUUUGAUAAAUCCAGGUAUCUGUGAUCCUACCAAAUAAAAUGGAUGUAUUGAAGGUCAUAUCGGACCACUUUGUGAAACAUGUGACUAUUUUGGAGUUGUAUUCAAAGAAAAUACAUAUUCUUAGAGCAUAUCUACUAUAGGAUGUAGUAAAUGUGCUUCAGAUGUUCUAUAGCUUGUAUUUGUAAUAUUACUUCUAUCUCUUUUGGCAGUAUAUUUAAGCUUAUCAACAGUUAUUUUUAUCAAAUAAUAUGUUUAUACAAGUACACUGACAUACUUAAGAUUGCUAAAAACUGUGCCUUUUUCUAAUAGUUGUGUUUUAGACUAAUCUAACUUUGUUCACCAGUAACUAGUGUAGCUUUAAAUGGAUAAUGCCUUUACAAGUAUAUUGGAUCUUCUAUAAACAGUCAAAAUGAUUUAGUGA